CUCGCAAUUCACUACAACCUACCAACCAACAAAUUACAAACGGCACUUCUUAACUGUGGUUGGCUAGGUUAGUUAUCAUUAUCAAUCCUAAGUUGAAGUUUCAUUAUUGAGGUUAGGCUAUGUAAAUCGGAGAUAAGAUAAGGAACUUGUUCAAACACUUCUUUUUCUGUUCAUAAACUGUGUAGUUUUCCACCAACUUUUAUAUUUGACUUCCUCAGUUCUUACAUUGUUCCAUAGUUUAAUUAUGGUAGUUUCCAUACAUAGUUUUAACUACUUGUGAUGAUUCAGUAUAGCCCAUCCUGCUUCCUAUUUGAAAUCAACAAGUGAGAAAACACCUUGAUAGCAGAAGAAAUUUUUCAUAUAUCCAAGUCCUACAAAUGGCAGCGUUAUCAGAAACUCAGCCUGAAGAAGACUUAAACAAUUUAGUGUGUGAAGCUCGCAAUACAGUGAUUGUUACUGGGUUUGGACCAUUUCAAAACCACAACAUCAAUGCAAGCUGGGAAGCUGUGCGUCUCCUGCCUUCCACUGGGAUAGAGAGUGACCUUAAUAUAUGUCUUGUAACAGAGCAAAUUCCUGUAUCAUACGACGAUGUUGGGACAAAAAUUCCUAAACUGUGGGAUAGUUACAAACCAUUGUUGGUUGUGCAUGUGGGGGUUUCUCAUCUUGCCCGAAAAAUAACACUAGAGCAAGCAGCGCAGAAGUCUGGGUAUGACAGGCAAGACAUCUAUGGGCAAACACCUGCCUGUAAUGAGUGUUGUGUUGGAUCCACACCCUUGAUACGAUCUGGUCUGGACAUUAACCAGCUGAGCAAUACGAUUAACUCUACCUCCGAGACUGUACAGACAUGUUUAUCAGACGACGCUGGCAGGUACCUUUGUGAGUACAUAUACUACACAUCUCUCAGUAUAGACAAAACAAGAUCAAUUUUCGUGCAUGUGCCACCUCUGGAUCAGCCUUACUCAGCGCAGCAACUGGCUGAGGGGUUGGCAGCAAUUGUGAGGUGUUUGGUGCAACAGUUGCGUGACCCACAGUUAGAUAAAGUUGCAAUAUCCUAGCAGGGUACCUGAAAGCUAGGUCUACAACUAGCAAAGAUCUUAAGAAAUUUUAGUGAUAAUCCUAGUUUUAACGGUUAAAUAUCUGUGGUAAAGUUGUUUUGAAGACAUUGCAAAAAGUUUAUAACACAGUGCAACUAGUUUUACCAGUUAAAGAGGAAGACAUCAAGUAAGUAAAGUAUCUGUUCUUAGUUUAUUGUUAAAUAAUGGAAGCGAUAACAGGGUUACGGACAUUUACUAUCAUUUAAAAGUGUAACAAAGCAAAUGUAGUAAACUUGGGUAUUAUAGCUUUUUAACAAUACUACGAGACACAAUUAAUCUAUAGUUUGAUAACUAAGCCAAAUAUCAAGAACCUUGUCUAAUCAAAAACUACCUAGUAUAGUGUCAGCAUUAAAUUAGUAGCCUAGCAGAUAAGGAGAUAUCCAAGUGAUUUUUACAAUUUCUAGCCACUAUUAUCCUUUCAUUUAGCCUAACUAAAUAACAAGGGGGAAAUAGAACAGACAAUAUAACAGAAUUACAGACAUUUGCCAUCAUUAACUGUUAAAAAUAACAUCUUACAUUUAGUCUCACAAAUGCACAUGGUCUUUUGGUAAUUGAAUUAAUAUGAUUUAACUGGGAGCAGCACCAAUCAACAAGAACAUAACUUGGAAUUCUUAUUAUUAUAGUUCAUAUUGAGGCUGAUAGAUGGCAGGCACUCUUAGUUACACAGCUGGUUACUACAACAAAGUGAGUUUUACAUAUUCACGGAGUAGCCAUGAGCACUUGGUCUGUGGAAACGUAUGUAUACUUUUACUAAAGUCAAGGGACACAGGGAGUGGUUUCAGUCGGAGAUAAAAAAAAUUCUCAACCUUUAGGCUAAUACUCCAAUAAAUACAGUAAUUAAAUUACACUUGGAAAACUAGAAUUUUAUGAAUUUAGACAUUUAAUAUUGAUAACUAAUCAUUAUGUCUUUUAUUAGUCUAAUAUGCGAAAGUAUACGAUUGAGGGUAUUAUUAUUAUUAUUGAAAAGUUUUAUUAUAAAAAUUUAUACUAUUGCAAAAAUAUGUUACAACAUAGUUUAUUGUCAUAGAUAAAUAUUUAUUAGAUAAAUCAAAAUAAACUUCAUGUUCUUUUCAUCUUAAAACAAACUUAAAAUACAAAAAUAUUUCACUAGUAAUUACCAAAUUAUAUAUUUUCAUGAAAUGCAGUGUAUGAUAUAUAGUUUAUUUUAUUUUUUAAUAUAAUUUACUGAAAUCUUUUACCAAACUUCCAUAAGAUUAUUGUUUUUAAAUAUUGUAUUUUUAUUGUAUUUGUUUUGUUUUCGUGUUUAGGAAAAUAAUCAAAUAUAUUACAGCCCAAACGCAUGCAUGUAUUUAAUUACAGUUUAGUUAUUAAAAGAUAACAAUUUAUUCAUAUAUGAAGAUAAUAAUGAUAAUAGCGUUCAAAUUGGAUAUUAUGAAUGAAUUAGGAAAAUGUAAGCUUAGGCAUUAAUAAUUUUGUUUAGUUAUUAAAAUCCCUUAGUGAUUAUGACAUAUGACAAUUCACUGUAAAGAAACUAAACAAAAAUGUAAAAAACUCAAUACGUUAUUCAACUGGCUAUC
Molecule: messenger RNA, 2632 nt
Organism: Homalodisca vitripennis (glassy-winged sharpshooter)
Lineage: Eukaryota; Metazoa; Arthropoda; Insecta; Hemiptera; Cicadellidae
Product: pyroglutamyl-peptidase 1
Exons: 4
Coding region: 378-1055 (225 amino acids)
Biological process (GO): proteolysis
Cellular component (GO): cytosol
Molecular function (GO): pyroglutamyl-peptidase activity
Source: RefSeq, a predicted model, not a curated record